AUGCUCGCGCCUUUCUGCGCAUCGUUCCAGGGCAUGGAGGGCGUGUCGCUCGAGGCCAAGUACGCAUCGUGGGGCGCGUCGUUGUAUCGUGACAAAAUCCGGACACUUGCGGAUGGCGCUGGCUCGUGGUCGCUGGCCGAGGCUCAGUUGCGGAUUCCCGAGCCCGCACCGCUGCCAUCGCCGUCGAUGGGCUCGUCGCUCGACUCGCCGGCCGGCGAGGCUGCAGCCCGGCCGGCCAUGCAGGGCUUUGGUUCGGACGGGCGCACACAUAAUCCCGACGAGGGCAACGGAUCCGGUGGCUCGUUCUUCUCGUCGAUCGCCUCGGGCUGGUCGUCGUUUGCCGCCAAGGCUACGGUGGCGGCCAAGUCGGCGUCCAAGGUCAUUGCCGAAAAGUCGACUGUUGCCGCCACCAAGGUCAAGUCGUCGUCGCAAAAGGGAUGGUCCUCGGUCCGGGCCUUUAUCGAUGCCCGCUCGCAGGGCGAGGGCGGCGAGCCGGGCGCGGCUAACCCCGAACUGUACGAGGUCGAUCCGUCCGAUCAGGGCGUUUCGGCCCCGGAGCCGUCGACUUCCUCCGCCCCGCCGACGGUUACCGAGGUCGAGAUCGCUGAGCAGGAUGCUCGGCUUGCUGCACUCGGCCUAGGCGGCCCGCCGCCGUCGUCAGAGCCGGCCUCCACUAGCGAUCCCACCACAGACUUUUUCUCCAACCUUGCUGCAAGCCCUGCGCCUGCCGCAACGACGACGACAACCACCACAACCACGGCGACAGCCUCCUCUUUGGGCUCUCCCACUGCCAACACCCCGACUGCUGUCGCUGUCGCCGACGAUGGUGAUGUUGACGACUGGAAUACAGCCUGGUGAUCCCCCUCUUUCCUCUUUGCCCACCCCCGCCUCCACACAAAACUCAUCACCCACCAUCAUAGCAAGCAAGCAACAAGCAAGCAACAAACCAGCUAUUCCCU
This is a messenger RNA of Thecamonas trahens ATCC 50062, 959 nucleotides long. RefSeq lists its product as uncharacterized. The coding region runs from base 1 to 858 and encodes 285 amino acids. The record is from RefSeq and is a predicted model, not a curated record. Lineage: Eukaryota; Apusomonadida; Apusomonadidae. The transcript has 2 exons.